UUUUGCAGAAGCAGCCGGGGCACGCCAGAGAUGGCCGUUGUGCGGAGGUGGCGAUUGCUGAACAUGAGAUUUCCAUUAGCCUUCUUCAAGUAGUGAAGGGAAGGAACCUGCUCCCCUCCUCCCGGACCACCCUAACCUGAGGCCACGCUCCCGCCAGCCUGCCGACAGCUUGGUGUGGAAGUCUCCGUGUGCGGAGAUUCACCCACACUCCUUCCCUUCUGUAUCUGCUGCCUUUGAGAGCACUUAGUAUGCGCCACGCGCGAUGUUAGGAGGUUCCUGCCUAAUUUUGUUGCUUCAUAUUGACAUAAGAAGAAUGUCAGGCUCAGAGAGGCUAAGUGACUUGCUUAGGGUCACGCAGCCAGUUGGUAGCCAAGCCAGGAUUAUAGCUCCCGCUUGUUAGGACAAAAAGCCAGAGAGUGUGGAUUCAACUCUCGGGAGCUGUGGGGUGGUCCGGCAAAUACAGCCAGCAUUUGAGGAUCCUUGCCUCACCCGGGUUUCCCCUUCCCCUUGUUCCGGUCCACCAUCCUCCCGGGAGGCAGGGUCCUAACAUCACGCAGUACCCUAGCUAGGCACUCCCAAACGCUAGGCCUGUUCGCUAGCGACCUCUGGAGGGCCAAACGGGUUCGGGGCUCAGUUUGGCGGGGGACAAUUUGCAUAACGGAGACCGCUCGCUUACCCCACCCCUCCAGCGGUCUCAUCUUCCUCGCUCUCCCAGUCCCCUCUGCCCUUCAUCCCCGACCCCCUGCUCCUCCCCAGCAAAUCCUCCUUCCGAGACUCCCGAGUGGGUCUCUCAGCUCCCAUGCUCUCCUCCCACGGCCCUGCACGGAGUCGGGAGGCACCUGAGAGACGGGAGUCCUGAGCUGGACCGGGGAGGGAAGACGCCUGGGGCACUGCCCAGCGCUAACAAAGGAAGCCAGCUGCUGGCCGGCUGAGUUGCUGAGCAAGCGAAGCAGCCGCAAUCUCUGCAGUCGACAGAGCGCAGCGAGCAGGGUAGAGCCAACUGUUCAGAGUUCUGCAGCAGCAGCAGCUCGGAAAGAAGCAGUGAAGUCAUGGAGCCCAGCUGAAGUGAAUUGGCUUUCCUGAACCUGCCCCAGCGCUGGUGCCAGGUCUCUGCCCCUAUAAUGAGGGAGGAGGCAAAGGAGAAGAGUAGGAGAAAAGAGAUUUAUUGCGCCUUCCCCACUUGGAAGAUGAGGGGCAGAUGCAGACACAGGUCUUUCCCAUCCACGAAGGCUUCUUUGAUCUCAGGCUGGAUGUGGGCCCCUCUUCCUGCGCUAAGAUUCUGAGAACCUUCUUUGCAACAAGAAAACGUUGAUGAAGCUGAGCCAUAGGCACUGACCUUGUUCCUGGGAACAUUGAGAGCCCUGUCUGAGUGGAAAAUAAUAUUCUCACAAAACCUGGAGGAGCAUGCAAGAGAGCAUUCGUUCAGGCCAGGAGUAUGGUGGAAGUCCACACAGAUAGAGGAACUCUACACCGGAGAAUCUGGAAGCCUCCAUCUUGGAUUCCUGAAGUGAAAGGAGGAAGUGAUGUUUUUUCAUCAUCCUGAGAAAGAUGAGCCCUGGCCUCCAGACCCAAUAAAGCAAAGAUCCUCCCAUGGAGAAUAGUGCUGGAUCCUGAGGACCUAGAGGGCCUGUAGCCCCAGGUGGAUUAGCCAGAAGCAGGCUUGUUUUUCUGCUCAGAACAGAGUGGCUUCCUUGAAUGAAUCUUUCAUUAUGAUUCACACCAACCUGAAAAAAAAAUUCAGCUGCUGCGUGUUAGCCUUUCUCCUGUUUGCAGUCAUUUGUAUAUGGAAGGAAAAGAAGAAAGGGAGUUACUACAAUACCCUUAAAUUGGAAACCAAGGUGGUGAGGAGUUUGGAAAAACUGUCCAUAGGGUUUGGUUCCCAGCCUGCACCUUCAAGCAGAACCCAGGAUCUGCACAGGAAUAGCCAGGCCCUCAGCAGUCCCAAGGAACGAGUCAAGACCAAGCUGGAACCCUUCUUCCAGGUGUGGAACAAGGACAGCUCUUCCAAAAACCUUAUCCCCAGGCUGAAGAAGAUCUGGAAGAAUUAUCUGAGCAUGAACAAGUACAAAGUGUCCUACAAGGGACCAGGGCCUGGUGUCAAGUUCAGUGCAGAGGCCCUGCUCUGCCACCUCCGGGACCAAGUAAAUGUAUCCAUGGUAGAGGCCACAGAUUUUCCCUUCAACACCUCUGAAUGGGAGGGUUACCUGCCCAAGGAGAAAAUUAGGACCAAGGCUGGGCCAUGGGGCAGGUGUGCCGUUGUCUCGUCAGCAGGAUCUCUGAAGUCCUCUCAACUGGGCCAAGAAAUAGAUAAUCAUGACGCAGUCCUAAGGUUUAAUGGGGCACCCACAGCUGACUUCCAACAGGAUGUGGGAACGAAAACCACCAUUCGCCUGAUGAACUCUCAGCUAAUCACCACAGAAGAGCGCUUCCUCCAAGACAGUUUGUACAAUGAAGGAAUUCUAAUUGUAUGGGACCCAUCUGUUUACCAUUCAGAUAUCCCAAAGUGGUACGAGAAUCCUGACUACAAAUUCUUUGAUAGCUACAGGAGCUAUCGUAAGCUACAUCCUGAUCAGCUCUUUUACAUCCUCAAGCCCCAGAUGCCUUGGGAGCUGUGGGACAUCAUUCAAGAAAUCUCCCCAGAGGAGAUUCAGCCAAAUCCCCCAUCCUCUGGGAUGCUCGGCAUCAUCAUCAUGAUGACGCUGUGUGACCAAGUGGAUAUUUAUGAAUUCCUCCCAUCCAAGCGCAAGACUGAUAUGUGCUACUACUACCAGAAAUUCUUUGACAGCGCCUGCACGAUGGGCGCCUACCACCCGCUCCUCUUUGAGAAGAAUCUGGUAAAGCACCUCAACCAGGGCACAGAUGAGGACAUUUACCUGCUUGGAAAAGCCACAUUGCCUGGCUUCCGGAGGAUUCACUGCUGAGUAUGGGCUCCCCGGCCAGGUGCCCUCACCCUUCUCCAUCAGGCAUUUUACAGCCUGUCUGUUGGCCUGGAAUGGGAUGACCAUGUUCCUGAACACUUCUGGUCUGCUAGUAUGCUCUAGGCCUUCUGUCAGCCAGAACCCUAGAGCUUCAGGAGCCUGAGGGUGAGGAACCAGGCCCAGCUUGCCCUUGCCCUGUAGCUGUAGAGAUAUAUGAACCCAAAGCCUCCUGCCAUGCCUAGCACCUGUGUCUGAGGCAGACAGAGUCCUCCUCUCCUUCCACGUGGGUAGAUACAAGAUCCACCUUUCCUACCAGGGCUGCCAAAGCUGGGCUGUUUUUCUGGCAAACCAGUGCUCUUAUAUUGCUUGAAUUCUACACUUAGACAUUGAUUUCAUGUUUUAAAGAAAUUCUCCUAAAUUAUGAUUGUGCUUGUUAAAGGGUGGCUCUGGAGGGCAGGUAAGUCAUAUGGAGUCCAAGAAACAGACUUGAUUUCUCCAGAACAAAGUUGCUCCUAAGGUCCUUGCCCCCAGGAGGGGCAGUGUUUCUAUCACUGGAUGAUUUAGCUAGUCCUUAGCCUUGUCUGGAUGUUUUUUAUGCACAAAGGGUCUUGAUGAACUCACACCCCUCUCCAUAUGGAGACAGGGGAGUAGAAAUGUAUAGUCUCCAUCUUCAAGUUGCUCACAUAGUUCAGUGGGAGUGACAAACAGGCAGGAUUCAGUGACCUCAGCACACUGAGGGCCUGUGGGGAGGUGGGCUUGCUGUGAGGUCUGCAUACCCUGGUGGGGAGGGGCAUACACUUCCUGUGCCUGUGAGUUAUAGAGGACUUCACAGAGUUGGGGGCCAUAGAAUGGAUUUUAGAAGAAGAGGAAAAACAUGCCAAGCAGAUUUUCAGAGUCAUUUGAGUUGUAUUUUCUUUUCUGCUUUUAUUACCCAUUUUAUUCUCUAGGGUCUGCCUGAACUUACAGGCUUAAAUUAUUUUUUGAGGAACCCCCCACCCAUGUCUGAGGCAGCAUGUGUAACCCCAUGGCAGGUACAAUGCCAAAAACCAGGUUUCCUCAGGCUCGGCCGGGCCUGGCCUGGCCUGCCCUGACCCUAUCUUACUAGCUGUAUCUGCCUCUUCCUGUUUAAUGCCCAACCCCAAACCUCCUCCUAACUGUCAUCUUGUUUUUUCCGUUUAAAGUAGUCUUUCCUCUCCUAAAUUACUUCUAAGCGUUUUCUCCUUUAAAAGUAUCCUAACCUGAUUUCUUUGACUUUCAUGGGUCUUCUGUGAAAGGUCUCUCAGGGAGUGGGGAUGUGGUUCCCUAGAACUUAGUUGCCCUCAGAGGUCAAAACCUUAGGGAUCAUAACAGAGUCUCACAAGGUAGACCAGAUGGCCCUGACCUGCACCCCUCCAGCAGGGGAGUAAGGGCAGAGUCUCCAGGCAGAGGCUCUCCCACUGUGGUCUGUAAACAUGCUUUCCAGAUGGUUUGCUCAUCCCCUCCCCCUGGUAGAGAAUCACCCUGGAUAUGUCCUGCGCCUGCUGUGGAGAAGGUAAAGGACUUGCUCAAGGUCACUAAGUAGUGCUGUAGAGCCAGGACUCCUACACAUCUGUGAAAUGGGGGUGAUGAGCCUGCCUUAUAGGGCUGUCGUGAUGGUGACAUGACACACCUGCCCUGGCUCCAUCCCUAGCAUCUGCAGGGCUCAGUAUAUGGUGGUUUCCUUUUCUCCUUUACUAAGGACCGGCUUUGUACCCACACCUGGGCAACACCUUGCUUUGAGGGAGGCAAAAAAUGAGGCCCUGUCUUUAGAGAAUCAACUGUCCCUUUGGGAGACAACUACCCUGCUUGGAAUACCCAGGAAGCCAUCCGAGGCAGUGGAGGAUGUAGAAUGUGCCUUUCUUCCUCCCUGCCUGGAGCCCAGGCUUGAUUCUGCUUGGGAAUGGGCAAAGAAGCACUUGGGCCACUAACUGCUGUGUCUUUUCUGCCUCUCAGAGCCCAUGAGUUCCUGGCUUCCUUCUCCUUCUGAUUUGACACACUCAUUACAAUCAUUGAAUCAUGAACUCUGAGUACAGAGGAAGGUGGCAUUUCAUCAGCAGGAGAUAGAUGUUAGUCUAUACACUGAGAACACACUGGGUAGAUUUGAGCAUUUAGUACUUAUUAAUAUAAGGAAUCAAAUUAAUUUAAGUGUGAUUUUGAGGUCUAUAGGACUUUUAUUUCUGUGAUUUUUAUGUGGGAAGUCUGGUCAAAUGCCAACAAAGGAUAUUAUUGUUGGUGUGGUGAGGUAUUUAAUAUUCGUUAUGGAUAAUUAAAAAAAUUAUGACUGAGUGUUGUAGGAAAGCCCCUGUCUCUAAGGUGUUCUGUUUCCCUCAGUAGUCAUCUCAUCAUCCUUUUUCACGAGGUCCUCUAAUCAUUUCACCAAUUAAAUAAGCUAUGGCUUGAAAUUGAGACAUCAAACUCAGAAACUUUGGAAAUAUGCCUGAGCUACUUCUGAAUUACCCAAAGAUGAUGUAAAAAUUUAAAAUAAAUGUGUUUUUUUAAAAAAA
Pteropus alecto (black flying fox) is the source of this 5440-nucleotide messenger RNA. It is a transcript of the gene ST6GAL1, whose product is annotated as ST6 beta-galactoside alpha-2,6-sialyltransferase 1. Lineage: Eukaryota; Metazoa; Chordata; Mammalia; Chiroptera; Pteropodidae. The coding region runs from base 1710 to 2921 and encodes 403 amino acids. Gene Ontology annotation, molecular function: sialyltransferase activity. The transcript has 11 exons. The record is from RefSeq and is a predicted model, not a curated record.